UUGUUUUGUCUUGCUAUUCUCAAUAAUAACAAUGCAUGGUAUAAACAAGGGCAUAUGUUUUGUAUAAAAAUUAAGGGGGAAACAUAGGGCGUUUGGGGGUCCUCUGCGAGAGUUAAUUUCACUUAAUUUCCUUGCAAUCUGGAAGAUUUUUAUACACUAAUUUGGCCUUUUCUGCAUCAAUAGUCUUUAAAUUUGUCAAAAUAAAACUCAUCUGCUACUUUCUUUUUUAUUAGGGGAGACAAAUGCACGUGUUCUAAAUAUUAAAGAUCCCCUCCCCCCGAAAUACAUACUUAUUUGUUACAAUCAAACAUUUCAACACGUGGUUCUCCAGAGGGGUUUAUUUUGAAAGGUCCUUUCGGAAGUGUUGUAUUUCCCCUGCUGGAUUGACCGCGGUGGCUGGCUGAUGGUUUGCUUACUUGGAGCAGGACUGAGUUUGGAGCGGGUACUGUGAAAUGUGUAACCAUGAUGUUGCCUGGGUAAUCAGCGGAGGACGUUAGGAGACAGAGACCCAGAACCAGCUGACGGCAACUGAAGCAGGCAGGGCAGCCACACCUCAUGCGUGGGCUCCGCAAAGGUCCGAGUGGAUACGGGUCAGACAAACAUGGGUGUGCUCCAGCUCCACAACCCCACUCACCCCACAUCUCUCCUGCAGCGGGCCAAUCAGAUGCGUCUGACCGGCACCUUGUGUGAUGUUAUUAUCACAGUGGAUGGCCAGGAGUUCCCGGCGCACCGCACCGUCCUGGCCUGCACCAGCAAAAUGUUUGAGAUCCUGUUCCACCGCAGCAGCUUACGCUACGCCCUGGACUUCCUUUCCCCCAAGACCUUUCAGCAGAUCCUGGAGUACGCCUACACCGCCUCGCUGCAGGCCACAGCCGAGGACCUGGAUGACCUGCUGUACGCCGCUGAGAUCCUAGAGAUAGAGUACCUGGAGGAGCAGUGCCUGAAGGUGCUAGAGACCAUCCAGGCGGAGGAGACGGAGGAGGUGGCGGUGAGGAAUCACAGCUCUGGAGACCACGGUGACCACAGUCGGGCUCGGCACUGGAGGCACAUGUUGAUGUCCAAGAAGCAUUCCAUACAGGACGGACCCAACCGCAUCACUCCCACCGCUCUGCACCACCUGGCGCUGUACCACAUGACGGAGGGAAGCUCUCCUGGCCCAGAGCCCCAGGCAGCUCCUGAAAUGAGCCCCAAGCUGGACACAGAGGUUGACAUGGAAAGUUCCCAGCAGCCUCAGCGCCACAGUGCAGAGUUUUUAUCCCAGGCCUCAUCCCUGACCUCUGGCAGAAGUAUAAAAUCAGAGAGCAUGCAGGUGGACGACACCGAUGGCUGCGAGGGCAGGUCCUCCAGCACCGGAGAGGGAAGCUGCAUGUCAGACAAGCCCAGAGACGAGGGCCCGGGGACGCCCCUGAGAGGCAGCGUGAUCACAAGCGCCCGAGAGCUGCACACAAGCCCAGAAGAUGGAGGACAAGUGGUGGGGAACUCUCUUGACUGUGUCCCCGGGAUCUCUGAGAAACAUCUGUCCUCCAUAUAUUCUGUGCCCUCCAACCACACGGGGGAGGGGAUGCUGCCAGUGUCUGUUUCUGUGGCCCCGUCUCUGGGCGUACCGCUGGACCCGAGAGCCUACAGCGGCCUGCUGCACCAGGGCUUGCUGCACAGGGAACUCCUGAGCAGGCUGGGCCAGUUUGCGGCGGGGAUGAGGCACGAGGGCCAGGUUCAAGGCCAGCAGUGUUGUGGCGAGUGUGGGCUUCAGCUGCACAGCAGGCAGGCCAUGGAGCAGCACAGGAGGCUGCAUAACGAGGAGAAAGGCCACGGCUGUGAAUACUGUGGCAAACACUUCCAGGACAGCAUGCGGCUGAGGAUGCACAUGCUGUCUCACACAGCUCCUGCAGAAGCGCUGGUGUGUGAUCAGUGUGGAGCAACAUUCUCCUCAGAGGAUGCUCUGGAAGCCCAUAGGCAAACACACACAGGGACUGACAUGGCGGUGUUCUGUCUGCUGUGUGCAAAGCGCUUCCAGACCCAGAAGGCCCUGCAGCAGCACAUGGAGGUCCACGCAGGCAUGCACAGCUACAUCUGUAGCCACUGUGAGCGCCCCUUUCCCAGCCACACUACCCUCAAAAGACACUUGCGCUCGCACACGGGCGAUCACCCGUUUGAGUGUGAAUUCUGCGGGAGCUGUUUCAGAGACGACGGCACGCUGAGGGGCCAUAAACGCAUCCACACAGGAGAGAAGCCUUAUGAGUGCAACGGCUGUGGGAAGAGGUUCAGUCUCAAACACCAGCUAGAAACACACUACCGUGUACACACAGGUGAGAGUUCAGAGACCAAAACACACUCAGACAUACAAGAGAGUCGGGCCUUCAAGGUAUUUAAGUGA
Molecule: messenger RNA, 2374 nt
Organism: Plectropomus leopardus (leopard coralgrouper)
Lineage: Eukaryota; Metazoa; Chordata; Actinopteri; Perciformes; Serranidae
Source: RefSeq, a predicted model, not a curated record